Molecule: messenger RNA, 1538 nt
Organism: Pygocentrus nattereri (red-bellied piranha)
Lineage: Eukaryota; Metazoa; Chordata; Actinopteri; Characiformes; Serrasalmidae
Gene: nabp2
Product: SOSS complex subunit B1-A
Exons: 6
Coding region: 526-1107 (193 amino acids)
Biological process (GO): mitotic cell cycle checkpoint signaling; response to ionizing radiation; double-strand break repair via homologous recombination
Cellular component (GO): SOSS complex
Molecular function (GO): DNA binding
Source: RefSeq, a predicted model, not a curated record
GGAAAAACAACAGCUAAGCAGCGUUUAGCAGGAGACGGUUAGCACAACAGGCUAGCUAGACUAGUGCAUAAUGUCUUGAGCAGAAAAGCGUGAAAUGAACUGGCCGUUUUGAGUGGUAACAGGUCAGAUGUUGUUGGGAAAGUGGUAAAUUAGUGCGCGAAGUCUGCAUAAGAAGUCGACAAGUGUAGGUUAGUGCGUUAACAGAGAGCUAAUCCUGCCAUUCGCGUCAAGUUAGCUCAGUUAACCUAGCCUAGCUGCUAAACGACAGCAUUGUUUUUAAAAGUCAGAGCAAGUAACUACAAACGGUUCGGACUGUGGAAUAAGUUACAGGCGUCUGCUUAAACAAGAAAGUCCGAGUUAUUAUCAAGGUGGUCAAAGAAGACGAGCUCAAUUGUCCAGUGAAGAACAGCUGGCCAUGUUGUGUUCAAGUUGUGAAGAUUUCUCCUCCAGCUAAGAGCGUCUGGACCUGAAUGAAUAGUCAGAUUUAAAUUACUGGAGAUUCAUCAGACACUAAAGUAACGAAACAUGACGACGGAGACUUUUGUCAAGGACAUAAAGCCAGGACUUAAGAACUUAAAUGUCAUCUUCAUCGUGCUGGAAACAGGAAGGGUCACAAAAACCAAAGAUGGGCAUGAGGUGCGCACCUGCAAGGUGGCUGACAAGACAGGCAGCAUCAGCAUAUCGGUGUGGGACGAGGUAGGAGGACUCAUCCAGACCGGUGACAUCAUCAGACUUACCAAAGGGUAUGCUUCAGUUUUCAAAGGCUGUCUCACUCUGUAUACCGGAAGAGGAGGGGAGCUCCAGAAGAUUGGAGAGUUCUGCAUGGUGUACUCUGAGGUGCCAAACUUCAGUGAGCCUAAUCCAGAGUACUUGGCUCUAAUGAACAAAUCGGGACUCAAUGACCAAGGAAACAACGUGAACAGCAGCGGUAAUGGUUCAGGUGUUGCAGGUAAUGACACCACCAAUGGAAAUGGAGUAAAUUCCCAAACUGCCAGCUCCACCAACACGCAGCAGGGCGGGCGAGCAAGCAGUGGGAAUGGAAGCAGAGCCGCAGCAGGGAGCACUGUGAGUAAUGGAAAAGAGACAAGGCGCUCUGCCAAAAGAUGAUCAGAGCACAGAGCUUCUCAUCUACCAGCAACAAAGGGAGAUCAUGGACUUCCCUAAAGACUCUGGCCACUGAAAUACUCAGCUUAUUUUAUCACCCAGCUCACUACAAGCAGGUAAAGCAAGAGGAAAACUGUUAAAUCCGUUAACAAGAUAUAAGCAUGUCCUAAAGAGCAAAAGAAACAUAUGGAAAUAUACAUCCUACACAAAUGGUUGACUAUAUGUGGUUUGUCUUUAAUCUUAAAAUUCUAUGUUAAAACUGUAGUUUACCCUAGUUUAUAUUUCCUUUAUGAAUACGUGCAUUCCUGGUUAGUUUAAAAUAAUUUUAUUGUACCCUCCUUGACUACCAGAUAAAAAGAGGUGAAUUUUGAAGUGUUUAAGUGUGAAGAAGAGGUAAAGAAUAUUAUUGGUAAAGUAAAUGUGCAGAAUGUAAA